Carassius gibelio (silver crucian carp) is the source of this 2008-nucleotide messenger RNA. RefSeq names its product cytochrome b5. Lineage: Eukaryota; Metazoa; Chordata; Actinopteri; Cypriniformes; Cyprinidae. The record is from RefSeq and is a predicted model, not a curated record. Gene Ontology annotation, cellular component: membrane; intracellular membrane-bounded organelle. The coding region runs from base 291 to 746 and encodes 151 amino acids. Gene Ontology annotation, molecular function: heme binding. The transcript has 5 exons.
CCCAAUAACGUGAUAUUUAGCCACUGGAGUCAAAAUUUUACCUGGUAAACACCUCCACAAAACGUGUAUUUUUCACCGCGCAUACACCAUAUUUAACGGGGGAUUCCUUAAAACGCGAUUGUGCGGGUUUUAUUGUGAAAACCUGGCAACCCUAACUGGUGAUGAAUGGUGUGCCGGCUGGGCGAGCCGAGAACUGAACUAGACAGGUUAGGUCUUCAAAAAAAACCGCUUCAAGCUAAAAUAUUACAGUUAAAACCUGCAUUCUGGUUUCCGCCGAGUCUGCGUGAAAUAUGGGGGAAGAAACUGAGAUCUCGGUGAAAAGAGCGAAUCAGGACGGGAAGGAUGAAAACAUGGACAGCGGUGUGAAAUAUUACACACGCGAGGAGGUUCAAGCCCAUAACAUGAGCAAAGACACAUGGCUCAUCAUCCACGAUAAAGUUUACGAUAUCACAAGCUUCAUGGAGGAGCAUCCAGGAGGUGAAGAGGUUCUGCUGGAGCAAGCGGGUGCAGAUGCUACAGAAAGCUUCGAGGAUGUGGGUCAUUCCACAGAUGCCAGAGAGAUGCUCCAGCAGUAUUACAUCGGCGAAUUACAUAUGGAUGAUCGAAAGAAAGAAUCAAAGAAGGAAGUUUACAUCACAACUUCCAAAGACUCCAGGUCAUGGAGCUCCUGGUUAAUUCCCAGUGUAGCUGCUGUACUCGUUGGCGUCAUGUAUCGUUACUACAUGCUGGAUCACAAAGCCUCCUGAACUCCUGUAAACAUUGUCACCGAUAUAUAUUUCUCUUGUCUGGAUGCCUUGGCCUGUUUGAGUGAGUGAGUCUACAAGAUCACUCUCUCAACUCCUGCUCAUCUUCUCUUCUUUAGUUUCCACUCAACUAGCUAUUUAAAAAAGGUCCAAAACAUUGGCUCAUAUCAACAGUUUUUAUUUUUCUACCAGAAUUCACAGUUCUGUCUAACCUGCAGGACUUAACCUGCAGCAUUAUCUUGGUCACGCUUUCUGUCAUCGGAUUGUCACGCUUUUUUAGAAAUGUACUUGGAAAUGACUUCAUCUCCUUUAAAUAAAUCUAGACUGCAGCUGAAAAGAUAAGGCCCUUCCGGACAGGUAUAGUCUGACUUCUGCUAAUGGAUUCAAAUUCUCUGAUCAUUUUGACAAAUCACACGUCCACAGCUUUCACAUAGCUGCUAGUCGAUGUUUGUCAGUGCAUGUUAGUUAUCACCUAAGGACUUUGACCAAAAUUAUUCAAGUGGAGUUGAAAUAUACAUCUCCAAAGGAAGAGCAUGGAGUCCUGCUUUUAUAAAGAAGUUGCUGUUUUAAAUACAACAUGGGGUAAAGGGAUAGUUCACCCAAAACUGAAAAAUCUGUAUGAAAAAAUAAAAUUCUCAAAAUAAAAAUGUGAUUUUCCACUGAAGAAUGAAAGUCAAACAGACAUGAGGGUAAGUAAAUGAUGGCAAGAUUGUCAUUUUUGGGUGAACUAUCCCUGUAAGUUAAACUCGAAAAUAUUGUCUUUGUUUCAAAUUUUUGUCAUUUCACUUUUGCAUGAAUGCAAUGGCUGAAAUGUCAUCGAGUUACAGUCAUACAGUGCUUUAAUGUUACAUGUAUGCUUUUAUUCUUACAAUGAAGAUUUCUAUAGUGUGGUACCUGUAUCUGCAAAUUUGAAAUCUACUCCAUUAUUCAGCGUUUUUGUAAUGCAUUUGAGAGAUGUUUAAAGGUUUUUUUAUAUAUAUAUAUAUAUAUAACAUUUUUGGCAAUGGCGGUAAGAACAUUAGUUUUGGGAAAUGUUUGAUGCAUGAUCUAUGGCACUGCUUGUAGAGUACCUGUUAAUUACUCAUAUGCAUAUGCUUCUCUAAUGAAUUGUUCUUAGCGUUUCAAGCACUUGCAUGUAUGUAGGUCAGGUCAUGGAAAAACUAUUAUAUGCAAGUGUUGCCCUUAAUGUUCAAAAAACCGAAAUGUCUACCUUUGUUUGCUACUUUUCUGUACUCUAUUAAAUCUUGCAUUUCUUUUCAAAGCAA